Tetrahymena thermophila SB210 is the source of this 1449-nucleotide messenger RNA. RefSeq lists its product as hypothetical. Lineage: Eukaryota; Ciliophora; Oligohymenophorea; Hymenostomatida; Tetrahymenidae. The transcript is spliced from 10 exons. The record is from RefSeq and is a predicted model, not a curated record.
AUGUGUAUAUAGCUGUCUUCUGACAUUGUGGGAAUAGAUUCUGAUAGCUAAAAAUGCUUAUUUGAUAGAGUUACAGUCAAAAAAGUGAAUAAAUGUUUUGAUAUAGAAAAAAAUGGAAAAAGUAGUGUCUGCAAAAAUAAAUAAAAUACUAUGUGUGUAACAAUAACAGAAGAAAUUUAAGAUUAAUAUAUAGGGAUAUAUAAAGAUGCUUAAAUGAAUUUGAUUUGCAUAGAAAAACAAGAUAUUGGUGAUUAAUUGAAAAUAGACUCUCCUCUAAUUCUAAUCAAUUUAAAAUUCGAGUAUUGCCUGAAAGAUGACUUUUCAUUAGAUGAAUUUUAUUAAAAGCCAAACAGUAUGAAAUGUAGCUGCAAAUAUUAAUUUUGUCUAUCUAACGACAUUUGCAUACCUAUGGAUUCUAAUUAAAAUGCGGCAAGAGACAUUAAUUAAAAUUGUGCAUAACUUAAUUAAGAAGGGUAAAUUUAAUCUUGCUUUAUAGACAAAAGUAUUUGUCUACUAAAAAACUCUAUCACAUAAAUAAACAAAUGCACAACUUAUGAGUCUAAAGAUGAAGUAAUUGGUGUAGCGUUUAUUAAUAAAACUAAUGAGUGCAUCUUCAAAGACAAAUAUGCAGACUUAAUUAUCAAUAACAAUUUAGUUUUUUUGAAAAGCUCUUAUUGCCUUUUUGAGUCUUCUCAUAUCCUAAAAGUUGGGGAUUUAAAUAAUAAGAUCAUCGGAAGAACUUAAUAGCAUUUGUGUGCUUAAGAAAAUUAAGUAUUUUCUGAAGAUGAUAAUUUAAUUGAAAUGUGUAUUUUUGGAUUUUGUAUUUCAAAAUAUUCUUGUGUUGAAAUGGAUGAUUUUCAAAAUAUUUCUAAAAAACCUGAUAAUUCAUGCUCAACUAACUCAGAAACUGAUUUUAUAGAGUGUUUUUACUCUCCAGAAGAAAAUUCUACAUGCAUUUUAGAGGAUAAUGGCCAGAGAUCUUGUGAAUUGAUGACAAUAGAAAAUUCAAAAACUUUUGGUGCUAUUUAUAAACAAAAAAACAUCCAAACAGGAAUUUGUAUUUCUUAGGAUGUACGUAUUCCUAAAUAGACUUUAGAUAGCUAAAAUUAAAAAUUAACAUGCUCUAAUGGUUCGUGCAUUUUAUAAACUGUAGAAAAAAAGUGUCAUGAUAAAAUUUUGAGGAUUUUAAAAGAUGGAGAUGGUGGUGGUAGUGGUAAUACUGACGUAUAUUAUGUCUAAUGUACCAAAAUAACAUAUACAGGAAUAACUUCUACUCAAGACGAUGAUGGCUAUUGUCAGCCAAGCUUUCCUUCAAAAAAAUGCCGCAAGGCUAAAUAAUGUUUAAUGAAUGGCGUUUGUGUUGAUAUGUCUUAAGAUAUAUCUCUACCUAACUUUGCCAAAGAACUGAUAACUACUUCUUGUCUCCCUUAUUAAAAAUAUUUUUACUGA